AGAACGCAGGAGAAUUGAAAUUUGCUUUCCGCGUACGCCCCGUCCUUUUUCACAGCCGCAGAAAUUCGGACUAGUGGCCGUUGGAAUACCUUGAGAGGAAUCCUCCAGGCACUUGAACUGCACAACUGCAGUCUCCCAGAAUUUCAUGAGAAUGGCUGUACAAGUCGAGUCCUUGUGCAAAUCUUUUGCACUGGAAAACGACCCGGAUGCGUCGUACUUUCUGAUUCAUUCAGAAAAAGAUGAGCAUGGAAAUGAAGGCUACAGCUCUCCUGUCCCAUCUCAUGACAUUUGGAAAAAGUUUGAACUACUACCGACACCACCUCGUUCUCCGUCUCGAUCACCUCCACAUACGCCAGUCAGUUUUCAUUCAUACGAAGAUGAUUACUGCUCGGUUGCUGACACUCUGCAGAUAGUGUCAGAUAUUUUAGACGAGGACAGUUGUUCACCUGCACCCUCGGCGACCGUUGAAAUUUCUCUUAAUAGUCUGAAGUCCAAACUCAUUCAGGACUGCAUGUGGAACGGCUCCAACUAUGAGAGUGCGUUAGAUGUUAAAGUCCUCGCCGCUUCUUUGAAUACGGACGACCUUCCUUUCGAGACUCCGUGUGCUACUCCUCCGCCAGUGGAAUAUGUAAGCUCUGAUUGUGUUGAUCCUUCAACGGUAUUUCCCUAUCCUAUAAACGAAUCACAUCAAAACUUGUGUGGAUCCCACAAUUCGAGCGAUUCAGAAGAGGAAAUAGACGUAGUGACCAUCGAGAAACCAAAGCGAAAGCGGCUUCCACAAGUUACAGAUGAACCGCCGGCAAAACGCAUUAAACCUGUUGCGAUGAAACCUAAAGCGGUAGUCCCUGCUUCAAGCCCUUCCAAAGAGAAUAAAAAAGAUUUUAAACGGCAGAACAGUUCAACCUCGGACGAAGAAGGUGAUCUCAGUAAGAGAGCAACCCACAAUGUUCUCGAGCGGAAGCGAAGGAAUGAUCUCAAGACAAGCUUUCACAUUCUCAGGGAAGAGGUUCCUGAUAUAAAAGACAAUGAAAGAGCUCCAAAAGUUACGAUCUUGAGGAAAGCAAAAGACUAUGUCGAUAAACUAAAAAAGGACGAAAUGCGAUUGCAGGCAGAACUUGCGAAAGAACGACGGAAAAACGAGGAUCUUUUGGACCGGUUCUAUGCUCUUGGGCAGAAACGAAAAUAACUUUUUGUUUACUCAUCGCUAUUUUCAUUCGUCUUUUACCAAAUAUCAUUACGUAGAAAAAGAUUGUAUAUAAGUUAUAGAUAUAUAUUAAUAUGAAAGGAAAAUGUUUUUGCAAGUAUACUCGCUGUGUAGAAAUUUCAGUUAGCUUCCGAUCGAAUUUUAUACCUGUAGGUUUUCUAUCGUGUAGAAACAAAUCUUUCGCAUAGAAGGUGCCAAAUAUUUUCGUUGUCUCAAUGCCGAAUUUCGUCUGAUUAUCAAAUCAUCAGGGAAAGAGGAAAUAUUCCUCCCCUAAAGUAACAGUUUUCUAAGCGAUCAUAGUUUUGCGGUCUUAAAAUACUAUUUUUGAUGCAGUAUUUUUGAAUGAAUGGAUAUAUAUUUGCAUAUAUAUUGCGUAAACGCGGGAAAAAAAUCCGAUAGAUUUCCAUAAAUUAACGUCAUGAUCAGCUUGGAUUUCGUUUCAAGGUCCUUUGGGACAUAAGUUUUGCUUGAUCAGGGUUACAAAAAGAAUGUUAGCUAAGUUUAGCAUUUUCAAACAAAAUUCUCGAUACCCAUUUUUACUGUGUAAAACACUGGUUAGCCGCUUUCGGCUUUGGUGAAAUUUGGAGAGUAGAAAACUCUGUCGAAAGUAUCGUAUGAUUUAGUUGUAGCGUUUACAUAGGGUAUCUACAAUAGUGUUUAUGAGUAGAAAAAACCCUUUUGCAAUGAACAUUUCUCACCAUUAGGGCUUAGAUGUCUUGUUUAAAUGGUUGAGGUGUGAUUUUAUUACGUAAAUUUCUUUGGUUGUAUUAUUAUACUGUGAUGUAGAGAGAGUUGAGGUGUCGAUCGUUUAAGGAACUAGUUCGGUAAACUUUGCUUUGCCAGCCAACAGUUAUUAAAUAUCAAAUGUUCAGGAUUGACUUAAAACCUGCUUUGUAAACUUGCGUAAGUUCCAGGUACGUUGUUAGCGUCAUUUUUGAGGUAGUGAAUGACUAAUUGUCGUUUUCUCGUAAAUAUUCCUUUGUGCGCUUGGUUGAAGUCAUACCGACUUGAGUUUGUAAUUAGAUUUCUUUAUUCGAAAAGUCGAUUACACUUCCUCUCUUACAGGAACCGCGUCUAUACUUAGGUUUAUUUUAUGAUAAUACUGUAACAGAACACCGCUACCACAGUUGAGGCAUUCUGUAUCUGUAAAUGCCGCAUCAACAUUUGUCAAGAGGGUGAUUUUAUUCUGAUCUUGCAUAUUUUUGGAACAGUGAGUACGAUUUUAGCAUUUUGUCGAACAAAUUUUGUGAAGCAGACAAGUAAACUGCUUUGUUAUUUGUUUA
Molecule: messenger RNA, 2487 nt
Organism: Pocillopora damicornis (cauliflower coral)
Lineage: Eukaryota; Metazoa; Cnidaria; Anthozoa; Scleractinia; Pocilloporidae
Product: transcriptional regulator Myc-A
Biological process (GO): regulation of DNA-templated transcription
Molecular function (GO): protein dimerization activity; DNA-binding transcription factor activity
Source: RefSeq, a predicted model, not a curated record